AUGGGCGGGAAGGGUGUUGCGGGACAAUCGUGUUUGUGUUUUGGAUUUGUUCUAAACAGAAGUAUUGAUAGUCCCGAGCGCCUGGGGUUGUGGCGUUCCGGGCCGCCCGGUCCUGGCAUCGGGUUCGGGACGUUCCAACCCCGACCGAGGUGGUUGCGUGUGUCAGUUGCGACCCAUGGGUUCAGACGUUACCCGGGUCGUGUCAGACGCUACCCGCGCAUGAUGACACGUGGCACAGCAUGA
Molecule: messenger RNA, 243 nt
Organism: Arabis nemorensis
Lineage: Eukaryota; Viridiplantae; Streptophyta; Magnoliopsida; Brassicales; Brassicaceae
Source: the annotation of a GenBank genome assembly